Messenger RNA from Pangasianodon hypophthalmus (striped catfish), 3783 nucleotides. It is a transcript of the gene ric8b, whose product is annotated as RIC8 guanine nucleotide exchange factor B. The transcript has 10 exons. The record is from RefSeq and is a predicted model, not a curated record. Lineage: Eukaryota; Metazoa; Chordata; Actinopteri; Siluriformes; Pangasiidae. The coding region runs from base 132 to 1745 and encodes 537 amino acids. Gene Ontology annotation, molecular function: G-protein alpha-subunit binding; guanyl-nucleotide exchange factor activity. Gene Ontology annotation, cellular component: cytoplasm; plasma membrane. Gene Ontology annotation, biological process: G protein-coupled receptor signaling pathway.
UCUAUGACGUGACGUUUCUCAGGGAAAAGUUGAAAAGAGAGGUUUUCGGUGAGGCGGAACCAAAACAUCUGCUGCUACUUGUGUAAGACUUCAGUCACUGUUCUGUUAGUUAGGGUGGUCAGUCUCCAGCCAUGGAUCUGAGUGGAAUUCUGCUGCAGAUUGAAAACGGGAACGAUGAGGAAAUUGAAAAGCGUUUGCAGGAAUACAACGCAGAGAACUGUAGGACUUUUGCCUUUGACUGCAAACAAGAGGAGGCUCGAAUAAAGCUGUGUCAGGGAAUACUCACAGUGCUCAGACAGCCUGUGCGGCCCCAAUGUCAGAGCACCUGUCUGGAGACCAUGCGCAUCCUGUCUCGUGAUAAGCGUGUCCUUGGGCCUGUAGCCACCCACGACGGCAUAGUCACUCUUGCCCGGCUGGCGCGCAUCCCGCUGCCUGAUGUCGAUGUGGAGCGUCUAGAGAAAACAGAGUCAGCAGCUGAGGAGAGGGUAGUGGUGGAGGCGCUCAAGUGCCUGUGUAACGUGAUGUUUAACAGCGUGGCAGCGCAGCAGGUGGGUGCAGACGUGCAGCUAGGACUGGGUUUGUGUGCCUGUCUGCGCAUGGCCAGCUCCGCCAACCAUGACGUGGAGCUCUUCUCUCUCCGUUUGCUCUUCCUGCUUUCGGCCCUGAGGCCAGACAUCCGGAGAGGACUGCGCCAGGACUCAGAUGCUGUGGAGCUGCUCACUGGUGUACUCGAGCGCACCUUGGAUGUGCGCUGGGCGGGGCCGUACGAAGUCACGUGUCCUGACUCACAGGCCCCACCCAUUCCUCUAGAGAGGAACGAGCGGGCAAUGGAGUCACUCAAAGCUCUGUUCAACAUCACCAUGGCUGACUCCAAUGAUCAGCAUAAUGAUCACCAACUGAGGCGUAUAGCAGCCAUAAUGAGGCAUAUUCUAAUGCUGAGGGUUCAGACAGAGGAGAAAACGGAGGAAGUUCACAGUCAUGCCAUAAAUCUUCUGAGCAACCUUCCUGUGUCCUGCUUGGAUGUCCUGAUCGACGUGCCUGUACAGGGAGGACUUGAGGAAUAUGGUGGAAAGAACGUGAAUGCUCUGCAGGUGCUUCUGGACUUCAUGGAGAAAAGAAUAGACAAGGGGUCAAAUUACAAAGAAGGCCUGACUCCAGUGCUGAGCCUAAUGACGGAAAGUUCCAGAUACCACAGGGAGAUUCGCAGAUACCUCAAAGCUAAGGUUUUGCCACCUCUAAAAGAUGUGAAAGUGAGACCAGAAGUGGGCAGCACUGUGCGCAACAAACUGGUCCGCCUCAUGACUCACAUAGACAUGGGGGUGAAACAGGGGGCUGCGGAGUUCCUUUUUGUCCUCUGCAAGGAAAGCGUGGACAACCUGUUGAAGUAUACUGGCUAUGGCAAUGCUGCAGGGCUGCUGGUGGCUCGGGGGCUGCUGGCAGGGGGCAGAGGAGACACUGAGUACUCUCCUGAUGAGGAUUCAGACACCGAAGAGUACAAAUCAGCAAAACCAUUCAUUAACCCCAUUACAGGCCACAUAGAGGAGCCAAUGCCAAACCCUAUUGAGGACAUGACAGAGGAACAGAAGGAAUACGAAGCUCAGAAACUUGCAAACAUGAUCGGCGAGUUGUCAAGGCAGCAACUGAUCAGGCCAAUGGGAGUGAGGAAGGAUGGCUCACUAGCUCCCCUAGAGGAGGCGCUACACACAUGCAAGAUUCCAGACAGCAGUGACUCAGACUCGGAUUAAGACACGCCAACGUUACUCACUCACUCACUUGCUGAAUUGCCACGAAGUCAGCGCUCCAUAUGAAAAGAAAUGAUAUAAAACUUGUCAUUAGUUUUUGUGUUUGUAUUAGAAACAAUAUAGUUUGUGCCUCUUUGAUUUGUGAGACAUGAUGUGUUAUAUGUCAGUGCAAAUUCAUGACCAAGAGUGAGUCACAGUGAGGUGGUCAGAUGUUGAGGUUUAAUGCUCUGUGACGUUACUCUCGACCAUAAAUUUACAAUGGACAAAUAGCCAUUUUAUCUCAGAAACCAAAUGAAACAUUUGAUUGCAUUUCUUUUCAGUGUUGUGCCGCAUUCUUGAGUUCCUCACUGAUGCUCAGGGCAAGGCUAGGGAAAGAAUCUGAUGGAAUCCACAUCAGUCUCGGACCAUAACGAUCCCACUGUCCCACUCGGAAGCAGAAAGAACAUUUUUUGUUUUUUCUGGGAGAUCAGUUUGGAAUUUUACUUAAACUUGCUACUUUGGUAAUCAUUCCUUACCUUACUCUAGGUACACUGAACUGUUAACAGGCAUUUACACCUAACAGGGAUGGAGAAAAUGUAGGACAUUAGACUGUUAAUAUUAUCUUGUAAGUGUAAAUAGCACAGUUAGCAUGGGCUGCUCUUGCCACUCUGGCGUAGGUCUUUAUAGAAGGAGGGAGAGCAGUAACAUAUAUCACUAAGCAUAUUGUAGUUAUAUAUAAAAGACUAAAGGUAAUCGUGGGGAAUCACUGAAUGUCUCGUAUCACUAGUGUGGCUUUAAAGACAGGUACAUACACACCAGGCUAGUCUUUAUAAUUUUAGUGUGACUUCACUGCUUCAAUAUUACAUUUGGACAAUCUUAUUAAUAAUUUUUUUUGUAUAAGAUUUUUUUUUUUGAAGAUUUAAAUGAAUACUCGGUCCAUGCGAAUAUUGUUUAAUAGAUUAGUAUUAUUAACUAAAGUGAAUUUGUUAAUAAUGCUAAAGAGAAUGCUGGAAUCACAUGGAAGUAGGAAAAACUUUUUUUUUAAAUCCAUAACUUGAAGUAGUGGUAAAAGUGUGUAAAAAAAACAAACAAAAAAAAGAUUAACUGUCACUAUGUACAGUAUAAUGUCUAUAACACUGCUGCAUAAAUCUGAUCUGUAGAGACAUUCACUGAUGUUUGAACAUUUAGCUUUUCAUUUCUUUUUGAACAAAAGCCUUAUUUCUCUUGAGUGGGCAUCCAUGAGCCUCUUUCCUUUGUGCUGAAAAACAGAAAUCUGUAAAAAGCUGUUAAAAAAAAGUGUAUUUACAUUUCUCUGGCCUUACAGUGAAAUCUGUUUGUAUUAAAGUCCCUCGUUCAGCUCCUGGAACAUCACAUUUCCAACUAAAUUUAGAUUUUAGGAUUUUCUGGUAUCUGUUUUUCUGGUAAAAUUUAUUUCAAGAUUUUUUUUAGAUUAAUAAUAGUUCAAAAUGGUUCACAUUUAUCAAAAAAAAAAAUAUUUAGCGAAAUGAAGUCAUUUUCAUUUUAGACGGUUCACUGAAUAUUUAUGUUUACGCAUCCACUUCUUCUCAGAAUUCUCAGAACACGGACUUUCUGUAAGUUUGCUUAUUAUUCUGUAAACUGGGGAAUCAUGGCUUUCUAGUUGUGUUAUAAAGUGCUGGGAACAUAAAUGCUAGAACUACAGAUUCAAGUGACUCAUAUUUUAAAAGCUGGUUUGCCUUAGGAAUCAUCACUGUUUUAUUUAUUUAUUAUAAAACAGCCUGUAUGGUGAUAAAUGUAAAGUGCAUGUAAAUUAAGCAAAACAUUACCUAUGGUUUAAGAAUUGUUUCCACAUUUUAAUACUUUUGUUUCCUCACCAUCAUUAAUAAUUUUGCAGGCCAUCUGAUGGUAUGUCCCCACAUUCAGUCACAACAUAUUCCUGACACUUUUCUGGAAUUCUAAGAACAGAUUAGUAUUUUGAAUAUUUGUGCGCUUUUGUAAAAAUUUCCUUAGCACCUGUAUGAUAAAUAUACACAAUGUGUGUAAUCUAUCAUUUUUUAUACUGUACUAAACACUGUUUAAAUGA